AUGGCGUCUGCCCCAGCCCAGCCACCCGCUGAAGGGACAGAAGGGGCUGCCCCCGGUGGAGGCCCCCCCGGCCCUCCUCCCAACGUGACCAGCAACAGGCGACUGCAGCAAACCCAGGCGCAGGUGGAGGAGGUGGUGGACAUCAUGCGUGUGAAUGUGGACAAGGUCCUGGAGAGGGACCAGAAGCUGUCAGAGCUGGAUGACCGAGCUGAUGCCUUGCAGGCGGGAGCGUCACAAUUUGAGAGCAGUGCUGCCAAGCUAAAGAGAAAGUAUUGGUGGAAAAACUGCAAGAUGAUGAUCAUGCUGGGAGCCAUCUGCGCCAUCAUCGUGGUAGUCAUUGUAAGAAGCGGCAGAGGCGGGCAGGGCCGCCCCCUUCCACGAGCAGCAUCUCGUCAUGCAAAACCAUGCUCCCUGCCCUUGCCCAUGCCCUGGCUUUCCGCGUUCCCUUCGUCCUGCCCCAGGGCAGGACUGAAGCGCUGGAAGAAAGCAGUCAGUGUGCCCUCCCAACAGUCCCCCGAAGGUCUCCACUCUCCUCUGGGCUCCUCCUUGCCUAAUGCAGGGGGCCACCGCUGGAGAAGAACCGCCAGUGUCCUCGAUGUGUCCCAAGCCUGGAGCAGAUCUGCCCUCUUGGCCUGCCCAGCCCUGUCAGGGGAACUAGUUCCGGGGUUUCUGUCCCGCUGAGGCUUGCCAGACGUAGGUGGCUUUGUUCUUUGGGGGUGUCAUCCCUUCGCCCUUCUUGCUGCCCCACCCUGUGCCCUCUUCUGUGUCUUUGCUGUCCCCCCGCUGCCCGUGUGCAUGAGCAGAUACGCAGCUAGACCCGGGACGCUGCAGUCAAACAAAGCUGAGCUCCCCACAUCCCCUCCUCGGUUUCCCAUGAGAUGAUGUGGGGUUUCCACUGUGUGUCAGUCAUCACCUCUUUGUCUUUUUUUCCUCACCCCAAUCUCAUACUUGUCUAGAGUAAUAACAACGGUUGUACUUCCACCAAAGGCAUGUGGCAUAUCUACCAGUUUCAUGUAUUCUCCACAAAGGCAAAAAAUAAAAAUUCCUACCACUGAA
This is a messenger RNA of Carlito syrichta (Philippine tarsier), 1056 nucleotides long. RefSeq names its product synaptobrevin. NCBI's taxonomy places the organism in Eukaryota, Metazoa, Chordata, Mammalia, Primates, Tarsiidae. The record is from RefSeq and is a predicted model, not a curated record. The transcript has 5 exons. Gene Ontology annotation, biological process: vesicle fusion; SNARE complex assembly; vesicle-mediated transport. Bases 1 to 681 code for a protein of 226 amino acids. Gene Ontology annotation, molecular function: syntaxin binding; SNAP receptor activity. Gene Ontology annotation, cellular component: SNARE complex; plasma membrane.